Radiomyces spectabilis is the source of this 1007-nucleotide messenger RNA. RefSeq lists its product as uncharacterized. The transcript is spliced from 2 exons. NCBI's taxonomy places the organism in Eukaryota, Fungi, Mucoromycota, Mucoromycetes, Mucorales, Radiomycetaceae. Bases 75 to 854 code for a protein of 259 amino acids. The record is from RefSeq and is a predicted model, not a curated record.
CGCCUGCUUUUAUUGCCAGAACGGCAAACCCAUAUCAACUACUUCAAGUGAUUUAACUCACUCCUUCGGCUGCCAUGGGAAUUCCACUUUACAAACCUCGUUCUGAACGGGUUUUUGAGGAAGAUUUUGAAGCAUCGCCUCUGUCGUCUUACCCCUAUUCUUCUCGUCGACGUUCUUCUGUAUCGCGUUUACUGUCGAGAGUGAGACAGUCGAGAAUAAUGAGUACGACUCGUCGACCGGGUGCAUCAUCCUUUGUACCCACAUCCGACUUUGCAGUUCGUCAUCGUUCCCGCGCGCUUCAUGUUGCACCUCAACUGACUCCCGAGAGCUCGGAUUUGGAUCGUCAAUUCCAUAUGCGAUUCACGGAAAAGCAAAAUUUACUGGAUCAACUCGAGAUUACGGCGACAUUACUGGAUCAGUUUCUAUGCGCGCGAUCGGCUCAUGGAUCGGACAAUACGGCUCUGCCAAGUUUUCUGACCGAAGAUUUACCCACGGUAUUGGGAACAGCUGUCAACUUGACCUCGUCCUCUGUAACGAACCGCAUGCCGCCGCUUUCCUUGACGGGGUCGUCGUCAUCCUCAUUGUCUCCUGCAUCGUCUACCACGACGGAUUCCAGCCAAUCCGAUGCUUCUCCGCUACAAAACGUAACGGAUCAUAUAUUGCAUACCAUCUAUACCACUCGCCUUCAUUAUCUAGAAACCAGCAUCUUAACCGCUCAUCGACGUAUCCGAGAUCAACUGGCGCUUAUAAACUCGUCCGUUCCCAUCGCCGCCCUUGAAUCAUCUCAGAACCCUUCAUCCUCAACAGCGUCUACCUACGCCUCGUCAUCCUCGUCUUCUGCUUCUCUGCGUUAACAAAAACCCCAUCGUCCUCGUAUGUUUAUGUAGAGAGGUUCUUAAUUAGUAUUAUACCCUUCUGCCGAGAAAUGGCUCACACCUUGCGGGGUCAACGACCCAUCUCUGAUUGCCCCCAAACCGUCACAAGUACGGCACUUAUUGUUUAUUCAA